This is a messenger RNA of Aspergillus alliaceus, 1410 nucleotides long. RefSeq lists its product as uncharacterized. The coding region runs from base 1 to 1410 and encodes 469 amino acids. The transcript is spliced from 2 exons. The record is from RefSeq and is a predicted model, not a curated record. Gene Ontology annotation, molecular function: molybdenum ion binding; catalytic activity; pyridoxal phosphate binding. Lineage: Eukaryota; Fungi; Ascomycota; Eurotiomycetes; Eurotiales; Aspergillaceae.
AUGGCCCCGUCUGAAAGUUUGAGUCUUCACGACACGCUGAGGGCUUCAACAAUAGCCUACAGCGCUAUGGUUGUACUCUUCGUACUAAGCCUGAUCUUCGUACUCGUCGUGCAAAAUGGAGGCGCUUCAACAACCCGAAGGAAGCUCAAACACCUGCGCCAACAGGGCCUGUCGACCAGCAACAUGGCAGACCAAUAUGACUCCCAAUACGACGCACCAGAAGGUACCGUAACGGACGGACCCAUACGAAUCAAAGCGAUAAACAUCCACCCUAUCAAGUCAUGCGGACCUAUCGAGCUCCAUCGAGCCUUGCUCACCAAGACCGGCUUCAUGUACGACAGAUGCUUCGCUCUGGCAACGGAAAUGGGCAAGAACAACGCUGCGAUGGAGACAAAAUGGCGAUUCAUCAGCCAGCGCACCAAGCCCGGCAUGUCCCAGAUCAGGCCAGAAUUAUGGCUUCCGCAUAAAGAGAGCGAUUCGCACGACCCGCUGGUCCAGGCCGGCGGAUGUUUGCUAGUGAAAUUCCCGGAUCCUGACACGUCCAGCUGGGUCAAUCGGCUCGAGGCUUUUUUUCACGCGGGGAGUCCGUUCGCGAAGCCGGAGGUAUCCUGCAUUGUACCGCUUGAACCCACGCCCGCCAUGAUCGACGAGUUCAAAAUUCAGUUGAAAACAUUCGGCAUCCACUCCCGCGACGCAAAGGGCCUCGAUAUGGGCGCUAUCCCUUCCGUUGCGGCGGCGUUGCCCAAAUUGAAAAGAUAUCUGCGGAUUGCAGAUGAUCAAGACCUCACGCUCUUGAGGUGUACACCGGAUACUCUCACCCUUACGGAUAAAAACCUGGCGCCACUCGAACACAUCGGUACGCCGUCUGUGCACGGCUAUACGGAUCAGCAGCCGAUCAAUAUCAACAGUCUGUCUUCGGUGCACGCCGCAUCGGCACUUCUUCCACCGGAGAAUCAGCCUCUCAAUGCACUCCGUUUCCGUGCCAAUAUAUGGAUCACAGGUGCCCCUGCGUUCGAGGAGGAAAAUUGGAAACGAUACCGUAUUUUGCCCAAGGGCACUAGCAUAGAACCACGUGCUGAUGUAGCCCCGACUGUUUCUGUUGUCUGUCGGACGUCGAGAUGUACGAUGCCUAACGUGAACCCGGAGACCGGGAUACCCAGCACAGAUAACCCAGCCCAAGACAAGAAGCGAGGUAAACCACAGCCAAGUACGACGUUAAUCCAGCACCGUACGGUCGAAGACGGGAAUAAGAGUGCGCUUGGCUAUAUAGGCAUGCAUUGUGUGCCUGAGGAUCGAUGUUUGAAAAAGGCCGCGGAGCAAAACGCGGGAUUGUAUGUCGCCGUUGGCGAUGAGAUUGAGGUCCUAGAACGAGGAGUACAUCUAUAUGGGUCCACGGGUAAUGACUACUAG